CUGCUCACUGGGCGGGCGCAGCGUAAGAGUAUUGCUUGACCAGAACAGACUUCUUCUAAAACCGCGCAUACUGUAUUGAAUUGUAGUGAUCACUUCCUUUCUCUUCUCCUCACGCACGUUUUGGUAUCUCAUCUCCACCCUCCAAAACAAAUCACAAUCAUGAGCAAGAGCCCAGCUAUUCUCAACGCCACAGAGGACGAUAUGUCCCUCUUGUUGGCCGCUUCUUCCCACAUCGGUACAAAGAACUGCGAAAAAGCAAUGGAACCUUACGUUUUCAAACGUCGCCCUGACGGUAUUCACCUUUUGAACUUGCAAAAGACUUGGGAAAAGCUCGUCUUUGCUGCACGUAUCUUGGCCGCCAUCGAAAACCCAGCAGAUGUUUGUGUUAUCUCUGGUCGUUUGUACGGUCAACGUGCCGUUUUGAAAUACGGUGCUAACACUGGUGCAACAGCCAUUGCCGGUCGUUUCACUCCAGGUUCAUUCACCAACUAUAUCACCCGCUCUUACAAGGAACCCCGUGUGAUCGUCGUUACCGACCCUCGCGUUGAUCACCAAGCCAUCCGCGAAGCCAGCUACGUCAACAUUCCAGUCAUCGCCUUCUGCGACACUGAUGCUCCUUUGCGUCACGUUGAUGUUGCUAUCCCAUGCAACAACAAGACCAAGCACUCUAUCGGUUUGAUGUGGUGGCUCUUGUGCCGUGAAGUUUUGCGCUUGCGCGGAACUGUCCCACGUACACCUGACGGAUGGGGUGUUAUGGUUGAUAUGUUCUUCUACCGUGACCCUGAAGAGGUUGAACGUGAAGCAGCUGACGCAUUGGCACAAAAGCAAGCUCAAGCCAACGCUGUCGCUAACCAAGAAGGUGGUGCCACAGCUGAUGCACAAAACAACAUUGACUUCGCCGUUCAAGGUACCGGAGCUGCUGGAUCCAUCAACCCAGGAUUGGCUGCUAACAUCCCAACUGGUGAAAAUGUUGACUGGAGCGCUGACGGCCAAGCUGUUCAAGACUGGGCUGCUGACGGUGGACCAAACUGGGAAGCUGGUGCACCAGCUGAAGGUGUUGCUGGAUCCGCACAACAACCCAGCUCUUCAUGGGAUUAAAGGGAUGGGCCUUUUGUAAUGGAAGAAGCCUGAUGAUUUUGUAUGAGGAGAACAUACAAACAUUUGUACACUUUAUACACAUCAUUUGUACGAGUAGCCAACCGUCGUCUGGCCUCUAUCGUUCGGCUCUCUUGUAGAGAAUGUUUGUUUUGGUUAUCCCCAAGGGAUGAUUAUUAAACAUGCGCUAGAGUCCCAUAACCCGAAAGCCCCACUACCAUCAUCUUUCAAAAUAUAAUGCGAUUGCAUCUCAUUCUGUG
Molecule: messenger RNA, 1355 nt
Organism: Meira miltonrushii
Lineage: Eukaryota; Fungi; Basidiomycota; Exobasidiomycetes; Exobasidiales; Brachybasidiaceae
Product: 40S ribosomal protein S0
Exons: 1
Coding region: 160-1098 (312 amino acids)
Biological process (GO): cytoplasmic translation; ribosomal small subunit assembly
Cellular component (GO): 90S preribosome; cytosolic small ribosomal subunit; ribosome
Molecular function (GO): structural constituent of ribosome
Source: RefSeq, a predicted model, not a curated record